UCUCAACACCCCCAGUAUCAAAUCAAAUCUGGUAUCGAAUCUGCGAUGUGCAAUUGCUUUGCCUAUUACACGCUAGUCCUCUGUCUUGAAGCUGUCGCCCCGCAUUCCGACCAUGGUCCGUGUCUGCGCGACGAGUGGCAAGGACGUAUAGUCCGGAUGCAGCAUCGUGAAGGAGUGAAAUUCAUCGCCUGUCCUCAUCAUCAUGAUGAUUUCUCGUACUCAUUCAUGCACUGAUUAAUAUAUAUCGGUAUCAUGCCAUAUCGGUUGUGAAAGGGGCUCGAAGCCGACUCCGCACAUAUCGGUGCUAAUCGAGAAGUUUCGACCUCCCGACCGCGACCUGUCUAGGCCCACGACAGACACUACGCAACCUCCCCUCUUUUGUCAAUGGCCUUCUCUUCUUCUCUUUUAUUCCCUGCGGCCGCAUAGGUUUAUUCACAUAGCGAGCUGAUUAUACCUGACAUAUCAUACUAUGUCCCUCGUGCAGCAUGUCUCUGCACUCGAGGGCGUGGAUCGCGCCGUAGAACCUGAGGAAGAAGAGACUUUCGACGUCUCCCACGAAGGAUAUGGGUCAAUCCGACGAAAAAUCAGCUAUGACCUCUUCCCACAGCCGGUCUCCGUUAUUGAAGAGACUUCGACAACUGCUCCUUACAAGGUUCCUACUGCGCAGAGACUAGCCCAGGUGCUCGCUACGAUAUUGGCCUGUUGGCUUGGUUCCGGAAUAAUUUUUGGUUUUGCGGCACUAAAACCUGUCCUUGUCGCCCAGGGUGUCUAUCGCAAUUUGUGUGCGGCGGAGGAGCUGGAUGGGGAGUUGGAUACCUGCACCGAGCAGGAGCUAAGAUUGAACUUCUUCUUCACCGUAGGAUCGAUCACAGCAAAUGUUUCGUCUCUUCCGGUCGGCUCUAUCCUCGACCGCCAUGGCUCCCGUGUUUGCGGUUUUGCGGCCAGUGUCAUUUUGGCUGCCGGCAGCUUGUUGAUGGCCUAUUCGUUCAGACAUCCAGAAGUCGAUGGCUAUAUUGCUGCCAAUUUCCUGCUCGCACUUGGAGGAACUUUUCUCUUUGUUCCCUCCUUUCAGAUAGCGAAUGCAUUUCCAAAAUACAGUGGCACCAUUGUUGCUCUUGUGACGGGCGCGUUCGAUGCAUCUGCUGCAGUUUAUCUGUUCUAUAGGCUAGCCUUUGAAGCGAGCGACGGAGUCUUAACUCCGGACAGAUUCUUCUUUGGCUAUACCCUGGUUCCCGUAUUGAUUUUCUUCACAUGGAUUGUUCUUAUGCCAGCUCAUGAUUAUCAGACCACCCACCAACUAGAGGUCAGAAUUGAAAAGGCAGAGGAUGCAACCAGGGAUGUUCAUGACUCGGAUGAUGAUAUUGAAAGCGAUGGAGAGCUCCGACGAAUAAGACGGGAACGUGCUGAGCGCCGCCGUGAAAAAAUGGUCAAGCUUGACAAAGUUCUUGGUGACGAGGAGGAACGAAAGCAGCGCGAGCAACAUGAAGAAGAGCGUCAGCAAACCAGUGCCGUCUGGGGUGUUCUUCAUGGCCUGCCAGCUCAUAAACAGAUGGCUAGCCCAUGGUUCAUACUCAUAACGGCGCUCACAGUUUUGCAAAUGCUCCGAAUGAACUACUUUAUCGCCACAAUCCGGUCCCAGUACGAUUUCAUGCUCGACGAGCAACGGGGAGAAGAGAUCAAUGAAUUCUUUGAUAUCGCCUUGCCGAUUGGCGGAGUAAUUUCUACGCCGUUCAUCGGGCUGCUACUCGACCACCUCAGUGUCCCAUUUACACUGGCAAUUAUAGUGUUUCUGACCACGGCCAUUGGCGUUCUUAACUCUAUUCCCACAUUGUCAACUGGCUAUUUAACCGUCGUACUUUUUGUUCUCCUACGUCCAUUAUAUUACUCUGCCAUGUCUGACUAUACCACUAAAGUCUUUGGCUUUGCCACUUUCGGUCGUGUUUACGGAACUAUCAUCUGCUUGUCCGGCCUGGUGAAUUUCUCCCAGUACGAACUAGACGCACUGACCCAUGGUCCGUUCGAUGGCAAUCCCAUCCCAAUCAAUAUCAUAUUCGCAGUAGCGGGAUUUGUCGUCGGCUCAAUCCUAGUUGGUUAUGUGGCGACGGCAGGAUCCCGGCUUAGGAAGCAGCAGCAGCAAGAAGUCGAGGAAGGUGAAAGGCAGAGAUUGAUCCCUGUGGCGGAAGAGGGGCCCGCGACUAGAUAUAUGUAGGGUAGGUGAGUGAAGGUGAAGAUGAAGGUGGAGUGCUGUAACUUCAUGCCUCGCAUAUACGAUUGAGGCCAUGGUUUACUUGUUGUACAUAAUACAUAUUCUCCCCUCAACUUAGGUUGAUAAAUAUAAUUAUGGCAGGGCAAUCUGCCUGCCCAGAAUACACAUUGUCAUAUCGAAAUGCCGAACAGACAAGACACGGCA
This is a messenger RNA of Aspergillus versicolor CBS 583.65, 2410 nucleotides long. Its product is annotated as putative MFS transporter. Gene Ontology annotation, biological process: transmembrane transport. The coding region runs from base 470 to 2209 and encodes 579 amino acids. Gene Ontology annotation, molecular function: transmembrane transporter activity. Lineage: Eukaryota; Fungi; Ascomycota; Eurotiomycetes; Eurotiales; Aspergillaceae. The record is from RefSeq and is a predicted model, not a curated record. Gene Ontology annotation, cellular component: fungal-type vacuole membrane. The transcript has 4 exons.